UGAUAACUGGGGGAUGGCAGACUAGUGGAUGUGCAAUGUGAUCUAGUGGGGUACAAAAACAAUGGAAGGAUGGGAGGUGUUGUCCCUGAGGGAUUACUGCAGAGCAGAACAGAAAUCUCUGUGUUUAGGUACAUUUAUUUGACUAUAUAAUGAGCACAAUGCACAUUAUCUCGUCUCGGCAAUGUUUUAUGAAACCGCAAUGAUUUAAUUGAAAUUGACCGUGAUGUUAUUUUCUUUUUAGAACCCUCAGGCAUAGGUAUAGGCGAAAUAUGUCAUUGACAGAACAAGAAUAACUUAUUCAGAAAUUAUCGCCAUAUCUGACGGCUCAUAUUUUUUCUCAUGUCAAUCCCUGGCCUAUUGUCCAGCCUUGCCUCCACCUCGCGACCUACAGUAAGUUGUACUGUCGUGCUCUGACGGGAAGCGCUCUACCGGGAAAUUCCCAUUGCGUAAAUAUUCCGGAUGUGAAGAAUGCUUUCACUUCCACUUAACACUUUACCGUAUUGUUCCCGUUUUUUUGUUUUUCAAGUAAAGUAUCUUUGUGAUCGGCGUCUGUAUAACUGCGUUUUUAAUUGGUAAGUGUUAACCGCAUUUCGAACCAGAUUGAAAACGCCACGAGCCAUGUGCAGUGAGUGCUAAUAUUCGACUAAAAUGGGUGGUAAACGCGCUUCUUUGAAAAACUCAUAACUGAAUCCUUAUAUGCUGCAGCAGGAUAUAGGCUUAUUCUAAGGUGAGUCAGGAUCUAUUUGAGAGUGAUUAAUAUUCAUUUUGAUUUUGUAUUCACGUGUUUCGCUGGAUUACAUUUCAUUACAUUACAUUAAUGGCAUUUGGCAGACGCUCUUAACCAGAGCCACGUACAAGAAAGUGCAAAGUGCAUACCCAUAACCAGGGAUAAGUGCGUUGACAGACCCUAGAGCAGUGGUGUUCAAUCUUAUCCUAAAAGGGCCGGCGUGGGUGCAGCCUGUGGAAGCCGAACGAAGAGGUCUGGCAGGGGUGUAGGGUCUGAUGAUUUUUUGGAGGUAAGCUGGAGCAGACCCCUUAAAUGCUUGGGAGGCUAACACCAAUGUUUUGAAUUUGAUGCGAGCCAUGACAGGCAGCCAGCGGAGGGAAGUAAGCAGGGGAGUGACAUGCUGUGUGUACCCAUGCUUUAUAUGGUAGAGUUUACGCUACUGCUGCGGGAUUUGGUUACAUAUUAUUUUUCUGAAUGUUAUUGAAGUGGUCCUAGUGGUGUUUUAUUGUUUUUUUACGGUUGUGUCAGGGUGUACUUUACUCAAAUCUUUAAAAAAAUUUACAGCAAGAGUAAUGACCUGCAAUGUCUGUCCAGUCCUUGCUCAUUUCCACCCUGGAUGAUAUGUUGGCAGAGGAUCUGAGGAGGUUUAAAUUCUGGCUCUCAAACGAUUUGCCUGAGGGCUUUAAACCCAUUGGAAAGGGCAGACUGGAGAACAAACCUGUGGUUGACAUAGUGGAGCAGAUGAUAGCGGCCUUUGGGGAAAAAGAUGCAGGGAAGGUGGCACUGCAUGCCCUGAGGAAAGCGGACCAGAAUGACCUCGCUCAGAGACUGGAGAAAGAUCACACGUGGUCUGGAGAGAGACGUUGUUCUCCUGACCUGAGGAUGGUGCUGAUUGGUAAGAGUGGAGCGGGGAAGAGUGCAUCGGGAAACACCAUCUUGGAGAGAAAAGCCUUCAAAUCGGAGUUCUCUCCGGGUUCCGUGACCAGGAGUAGUGAGAGCAGUAACAAGGAAACAGACAGGGGGCGCAUUACCGUGAUUGACACCCCGGGGAUCUUUGACACUUCCAUGCCAGAGGAAGAAGUUAAGCGUGAAAUCGAGAGGUGCAUCACCCUGUCCGUCCCAGGACCGCAUGCCUUCCUGCUGGUGAUCAGGCUGGGCCGCUUCACACAGGAGGAGAGGAACGCCGUGCGCUGGAUCCAGGAGAAGUUCGGAGAGGAAGCCUCACGCUACACCAUGGUGCUGUUCACUGGGGGGGAUCAGCUGGAUAAGCCGGUGUGGGAGUUUCUCAGCUACAGCCGCGACCUCCAGGACGUUGUCGGCAGCUGUGGCGGUGGGUAUCACGUCUUCAACAACAAAGACGGUAGCGACGGUGCUCAGGUCUCCGAGCUGACGCGGAAGGUGGAGGAAAUGGUGGAGGGAAACGGAGGGCAAUGCUACACCAAUGAGAUGUAUCAGGAGGUGGAGCGAAGGAUAAGAGAGGAGGAGGACAGGAAGAGGAGAGAAGAAGAGGAGAAAGAGAGACAGGAAAUGGUUGUAAGACAGAUCAGAGAAAGUAAAUUUAUGAGGCAAGUGAGAAGAGUGAGAGAUGACGUGAAAGAUUUUUUAGAUAAACCACUACCGUUCAUAUGAGUGGCCCUUGCGAUAAUCGAUUGUUCUUUCUACACUCUCCCGGAUCUCAUGAAAUGAAAUCACACUAAUAUUUCACUGAUCAUGUUUUUUCAGCAACAUAAUGCUGAUAUGCCAGAACAAAUCCGCUUCCCUGCUUAACAUUUUAUGGGAAACACUUUGGAGACAAAAUGCCGAGAAUACCAGCAGCUCAGGAGAAACUGUAGUGACAGUGUUGUUCGGAACCACAAGAUGGUGCUCAGAACUAUUUCCUGAUAUUGAGUGUAGUUCACCCUUUUGGAAUAAAUAAAUGAGAUGAUACAUUUCUUCAAAUGGGAUAUGAUUUCAGGGAUAUGAUCAAUUCUGAAUUUUGGAAUGGAUUCUGAUUGCAGAUUGAAUAAACGGCUGUGGAAUUUGAUACUGAAUUUGAAUUAUAGGAAGCGGAAUUUAAUUCAAUGACAUUUAAAGAAAAAAGGUUUGAGAGAUAUGAGAUAUGAAAUGCUGUUGAGAAAAUCCAUUAUUACAGUUGUUCUUCUGUCAUCACCUAGUGAGAAUUUUUUCAAUUUUGUAAAACGAUGAUUAUGUGCAGGUCUAUCUUUAAAUAUUAGAUGGAGUGCUUGUAAAAAUACUUCAUUUAAUUCAUAUGAAAUGUUUCAGACGUGUCAAUGUUAUCAAAAUGUUGAAAGUGGUAAAUUAAAUAAAGUAUUGCAAUUUCUUGUCA
This is a messenger RNA of Conger conger (European conger), 3053 nucleotides long. RefSeq names its product GTPase IMAP family member 4-like. The coding region runs from base 1310 to 2356 and encodes 348 amino acids. Gene Ontology annotation, molecular function: GTP binding. NCBI's taxonomy places the organism in Eukaryota, Metazoa, Chordata, Actinopteri, Anguilliformes, Congridae. The record is from RefSeq and is a predicted model, not a curated record. The transcript is spliced from 3 exons.